AUGACCGAGCCCCGAAGGGCAGCGAAGCCGACGCCAACCGCGCAGAGCUUGCGGGGCUCUCUGCAGCCCCGCCCCUCAAGAGUGGACACCGGUAGUCUGGGCGGGUAUCGGGACGCUGCCGCCGCCUCCCAGGAGCCCCCCUUCCAUGGUACGCUGAUGCUCUCCAGAGCGGGCUCAGGGCGCCGGCGGGUAGUGCUGCGGGAGCUGCUGGGACUGCAGGGGGCGGCUCCCGCCGGGUGUCUGUCAGAACAGCCCGCGGGCGGGCCAGGCGGCAGCGGGCUGUGCCUGGAGCCCCGAGGGCACGCGUGGAUGCUGGUUGCCGUGAAGGGCCGCUUUGAGGCGCUGCGGGAGCUACUGGAGGCCGAGCCUGGGCUGCUGCUGCGGGGCGACCCGAUCACGGGCUACACGGUGUUGCACUGGCUGGCCAAGCACGGGUGCCACGAGGAGCUCAUACUGGUGCACGACUUCGCCCAGCGCCGCGGGCUGCAGCUCGACGUGAGCGCCCCAGGCAGCGGCGGCCUCACGCCCCUCUACCUGGCGGCCCUGCAGGGCCAUGACAUGGUCAUCAAGGUGCUGGUGGGUGCCUUAGGCGCCGACCCCACGCGCAGCGAUUACAGCGGUCACAGGGCCUGCCACUACUUGCGGCCCGAGGCGCCCCAGAGGCUGCGGGAACUUUUGGGGACUGAGGACUGGGAGGUGGCGGGCGGCAGUGAGCGCAACAACGUCAACAACAACAGCAGCGGCUCUGCCGUGUGGACGCUGCGACGCAUCCAGAGCGCAGCGGGCGCGACAACCGUGCAGCCCAUGGCAAGAACAAGAACGCCACCGGCCAAGGAGAAGGACACUGUGGGCAGCCGGGUGGCACAAAUUCAGAGCCUUUUCCGCCAAAUGUUUCCCUUCUUCCAGGACCGUUGA
This is a messenger RNA of Choloepus didactylus (southern two-toed sloth), 915 nucleotides long. Its product is annotated as ankyrin repeat domain-containing protein SOWAHD-like. The record is from RefSeq and is a predicted model, not a curated record. Lineage: Eukaryota; Metazoa; Chordata; Mammalia; Pilosa; Megalonychidae. Gene Ontology annotation, molecular function: protein binding.